Messenger RNA from Papaver somniferum (opium poppy), 621 nucleotides. RefSeq lists its product as uncharacterized. The transcript has 3 exons. The record is from RefSeq and is a predicted model, not a curated record. NCBI's taxonomy places the organism in Eukaryota, Viridiplantae, Streptophyta, Magnoliopsida, Ranunculales, Papaveraceae. Bases 1 to 621 code for a protein of 206 amino acids.
AUGAAGAAGAAGAAUAGGUUUGAAAUUCAGUUGAGGGAGCAAACUGUGGCUCAAUCUGUAGCUGAGUUAGAAGGAGUGGAACAUAAUGAUCAAGAAGAGGUUAGAGUUGAAACUAACCGUGAAGGAAAUGUAAAUGAAAUUGAAGAGGAAGGAACUAAUAAUGAUGAAGCUAAAGAAGAAUCUAAAGAAACCGCGAAUAAGAACAAAAUGCUUUGGGGAGAGGCUCCAGAUAAGUCUUCAAUCUUAUUUGGUUAUAAAGAUUCCUGGGCCGUAAAAGUAUGUCAGACAAGGGACCACGCAAGAUGCACAAAAUUGCUCAAGCGUCAAAGGGCUAAACAUUGGGCAUUAAGUAAAGAAUGUGCUUUGGUUCGAGAUCUAGUGGUUAGUACAGGAUUAGGGCCCGGAAUCCUCAAUUUCCAAACGGAGUACGAUAGUGUUGUGGUCUCUGCCUUUAGGGAACGAUAUUGGCUUGAAACUGAUACAUUUCAUCUUCCAUUUGGAGAGAUGACAAUAACACCGGACGAUGUGAAGAAAAUUAUUGACCUUGAAGUUGAAGGACAAUCAGUAUUUGAAGGUUUCAACAACAACAUGGCUUGGACUGACCUUUACGGCUCUUCUUGA